AUGUUGCGCCGAUGCAUUCCAGGCCCCGUCGGCCUUCUGCGCGCGGCGACAUGCGUCCGCUCAGUCUUCACGCGCGACCUUCGCACCCACAUCGAGAUCAGUAACGGAAAGGUGACGUACCCGGCGGUGCUGUUGUGGCGGUGGAAGAGCGACCGCCAGCGGCACCUCGUUCUAAGCGUUCACCGCCCCCAUGACGCCGCCGAAACUGCAGAGGCGAAGGCGAGGCCCAAGUCGCAGCAGCUCUCUGCGACGUCAUGCACACCCGAGGAUUACAUAUUUGGCCGUGUGUUUCUCCGGCCGUACAAUGUGGCGCAGCUCCUCGCGGCGCUAGAGGGCAAGGCACAGAGCGUGGAGGUGCUCAAAGAGCACUCGCUGCUGCGGCUGCAACCCGUGGUAUCGCCGACGCCGAAGCGACGGGGUGGCCGCGGUGGCGCGAGCGACGGCAGCACCAGCAGCGCCACGGUUAGUCUGCCGUCGGCCUUCUCACUCGUCGGGGAGCUGACGGCGAAGGUGCCAAUGGCAGGGCAGCCGCACACCGACGAAGACGUGCUGCUGUGCGACGACGACGAUGAAGACGUGGAGGAGGCUGUUCCUGGCACGACGUACAACCUGGGCGAUCGCCGCUCCUUUCGUGCUGUUGUCGAGGGGGCCGAUCUCAUCUUCAUCAUGAAGCACCUCGACGCCGUGCUGAGCGACAUGUUUGGCAUCGAGCACCAGUACCACGCACGGGUGGCACAAGAGCUUCUGCGCAAACGCGAGCGCGGCAACGUUCGCCCGCGCGAGCCAUACCACGGGAGGUACGCAGAGACAGCGCCGCGCUACAGAAGUGAGUCCCUAAACGAUGCGGGCGUGGUGAAAUCGGCCGUGGCACCAGCACCAAACGCGGCUUCUACAGCAACAGAAACAGCGACUACUGGGGCUAAUAGUGGUGGUAGUGCUGCAGGACUGGCGGCUGCAGCGCUGGCCGGGGGCGCUGCUGGGGCGGCGGUGGCCUCAGGCAUCGGCAAGGCCGUGCCGCACAUGCGUGGUAAUGAUCUGAAUGAGGAUGAUGCGAUGGAGCUGGUGGCAGCGGAGGCGGAAAACUUGCCGGACGCCGAGGAGGACGGGGCCGAGGACGAUCUUGCGGCUACGGAUGCGGAUGCGGUGGGCGAUGGCGCCAACCCACAUGACGGCGAUGGCGAGCAGGCCGCCAAGGGGGCCGGCCUCCGCCGCAGAUUCACAAAGACGGACGACGAAAAGGAGGAGGAAGAUGACGAUGAGGAGGAUGACGAUGAAGAGGAUGACGAUGAGGAGGGUGAGUCUGAGGAGGAGGAGGAGGACUAUGGCCCUGAUGAGGAGGAGGAAGAGGAAGAUGAGGAGAGUGAGGGUGAGUCUGAGGAGGAGGACUAUGGCUCUGAUGAGGAUGAGGUUGAGGAGGAGGAGGAGGAGGGUGAGGAAGAGGAAGAGGAGGAGGAGGAGGACGACGAUAAAGAGGAAAACGCCAAGAAAAACACUCGGAAGAAUGGAAUACCACCGCCAGUGCGCCGCCGUUAG
Messenger RNA from Trypanosoma grayi, 1533 nucleotides. RefSeq lists its product as hypothetical. Lineage: Eukaryota; Euglenozoa; Kinetoplastea; Trypanosomatida; Trypanosomatidae. The transcript has a single exon. The coding region runs from base 1 to 1533 and encodes 510 amino acids. The record is from RefSeq and is a predicted model, not a curated record.